This is a messenger RNA of Phytophthora infestans T30-4, 1359 nucleotides long. RefSeq lists its product as uncharacterized. Bases 1 to 1359 code for a protein of 452 amino acids. The record is from RefSeq and is a predicted model, not a curated record. The transcript has a single exon. Lineage: Eukaryota; Oomycota; Peronosporomycetes; Peronosporales; Peronosporaceae.
AUGAUAAUAAUGGUCCCCUUGAUUAUCUUCAUCCCUUACAUCGAAGGGUUCAACUUUGAGUACAGCAUCUUCAAAAACACCGAAUUUGUGUAUGACCCUGUCCCUCUCGCCACUAUGGUCCUCGAGAAUCGUUUGAUCUUUGCCUCGAGUCUUUUCGAUUUCGCCACCAAGCUCAUCCCGCAGCUAAGUAUUAUCCUUUCUCUGACCACCGCUAGUGAGUUACUAGGCCGUAGUGACGUAAAAGUGAUUCCCGGUGGUCACGGCAUGCUAUCGGUAGCCGUCAAGCCCAAGACAGGCAGCACUGAUGUCGCUAAACCAGUUGAUGUGGAUAAAGCGGCUGACCAGUCUCAAAACUCAGGUCAAUUUGGCAGCCUUCGUGCUCUUCAGACGGGGAAACACGUGAUUGCAAUUGUCUUGUUCGUCCUCUGGGGCGCCAUCAUUCUUCUUCUACAUGGGUUGGCUGCUCAAAGAGCAGCAAGUUACGAUGUCAUCGGUUGUCGAGCUGUUACUCGACCCUGGUUUUCGAAUGGCAAAGAGCCCUGUUCAAGUAUAGUGUACGAUUGCCACGCUCGAAACACCACGUCACCAGACGACUCAUCGUUUGACAAACUGGACCACGUUGCACUGGCAACUCUAUCAAUUACGCACUGCCCAGAGCUGAAAAUGCCUCCUGAUCUCCAGCGGCUCGAGAAUCUCGUGAUUCUACACGUCUACAACUCAACUAUUUCGAAUUGGAGUGCUGAAAGCUCCGUCUCCGCCACGGCACACUCGCGUCUGCUGUCGGUUUUUGUGGGGAAAACGAACGUGACAGAGUUCCCCGAAGGAUUGCUGCAACCUUUGCCAGAUUCACUGCUGAGUGUGCAGUUCUCGGGGAGCAACCUUACCAAGUUGCCCGACGAUCUGUAUAUGAGAUGGCAUGCGAUGGCUAUGAUUGCCUUCGAGGACGGUGUUCUCACUGAUAUUCCAUAUCAAAUGUUCUUCUUGCCAGUUUACACAUUGUCCUUGAUGGGCAACCACAUCGAGACGCUACCCACAUUAGCGAUGAUGCCUCCCGGUAUGAUCAUACCCGAGCUCAAUUUGAAAAAUAAUCCACUCCGAGAACUACCAGCAACACUAAUGGCACCUGAUCCUAUGAUCAUGUCGAUGAACGUGCAAAACACGUCGAUUACUACCAUGCCACCAUGGGUCAAGACCAACACGAAAGUUGUCUGGGCGCUCGAUACUCCAUUCUGCGCGGCACCAAUGGCCGACCCAACGCUCGCAUACCAAGUGAUGUGCUUUGAGCGACCGAUGGGCCAGGAAGCACUCUUUUACAUGUACAUGUUCGAUGCCCUUUAUGAGUAUGACAAGAGCUCAUAG